This is a messenger RNA of Cuscuta epithymum, 1051 nucleotides long. The record is from the annotation of a GenBank genome assembly. NCBI's taxonomy places the organism in Eukaryota, Viridiplantae, Streptophyta, Magnoliopsida, Solanales, Convolvulaceae.
CCGAAAAGAAACAAAAGAGGGGCCGCGAGGCAGUCUCCACCGGGCCCCUGCUUGAAGAUGCCGGCUCCUUGCCAUUGAGCCGCCCGGCGGAAGAGCUUUGGAGGGAGAUGGCCCUCAAGGCUGGCCUAGAGCUGCCCAGCCGUUCGUCUUCUGAGGCGACCAGCGCUGCCCUGGCAGCCGCUCUUCAGUCUGGGCUCCUUGUCCUUCAAGCUGAAGCUGCCCGGGAGGCCGAUCUCAAGGAGGCCAAGGCUAAGGCCGAUGCGGCCAUUGCUGCGGCUCGGGAGGCCGCCCGUCGAGCCGAGGCGGAGGCUGCGGCCAAGGGGAGGGAGAUUGCAGCCCUGCAGGCUGAAUCCCGCAGCCAGUUGGCCGGCCUUGAAAGAGCCGGUUUCAAGCUUGUUCCGGUGCUCCCUGCCGCCCAGGACGCCACUCCGGAGUGGUUAGUCGACACCUCCGGUUACAGGAACACCGGGGAGUUCAUGGAUUCCGCCAAGGAUUAUUGCGCCGGAGCCUUCGGUGAUGUGUUCUCUGCGGCGCUGGAGAAGAUCCCACCCCGGCAGCGUCUGGCGAGCGGGGUCCGGAUUCUGGAGAGCUCCCCCUUGUCCCACAAGUUCCUCUACGAGGUCGGCGACAGCUCCUUCGCCGCUGGUUAUAAUGAGGGGGUCAAGGCCACCCUUCCCAUCUUCUCAAGGCUGCAGGGGGCCGACUUCGAGCUCGCUGCAAAUACGGACGACGAUCUGCUGCUCCAAGCCUUGGGGAAGUUGGGGAGAGACCAACGGCGGGAGGAAGCCAAGGCUAGAGGGGAAAUUCCGGAACCCCCGUCCCCCGAGCCCGAGGAAGAGGAGGAGAAGCUGAACCAGGGUGGCAGCCGACCGGGAUCCCCCUUCUUUGUGUAAUGUAAUUUGUAUUUUUCCAUUCUAACUUUUGUAAUGUCCGGCCGUUAGAGCCGAAGAAUAUACAUCCUUUCGCCCAUAAUUGUUCCAUGUUCGUGAUCUCUACUUGUUACUUUUCUUCCCUUCGUCCUUUGUUGUAUGGAAACUCCCUUUGUAUUUCG